Molecule: messenger RNA, 648 nt
Organism: Mesitornis unicolor (brown roatelo)
Lineage: Eukaryota; Metazoa; Chordata; Aves; Mesitornithiformes; Mesitornithidae
Product: neuron-specific calcium-binding protein hippocalcin
Exons: 2
Coding region: 157-648 (163 amino acids)
Molecular function (GO): calcium ion binding
Source: RefSeq, a predicted model, not a curated record
GCAUCGGUGUCCGCCUGGGUGUGCGGGGGCUGCCAAGGAGCGCUGCCCCAUCCCUCUCCCCUCCUGUAGCCCAGAGGGAUCCCCCCCAAACCACACCAGGCUCCUGCCCCGCUGCAGCCCUUGUCCCCGCCGGGACGGCCGGCGCGUCCCAGCGCCAUGGGGAAGCAGAACAGCAAACUGCGCCCGGAGAUGCUCCAGGAUCUGCGGGAAAACACCGAGUUCUCCGACCUGGAGCUGCAGGGUUGGUACAAGGGCUUCCUGAAGGACUGUCCAUCCGGCAUCCUCAACGUGGAGGAGUUCAAAAAGAUCUACGCCAACUUCUUCCCCUACGGCGACGCCUCCAAGUUCGCCGAGCACGUCUUCCGCACCUUCGACACCAACGGCGACGGCACCAUCGACUUCCGAGAGUUCAUCAUCGCGCUGAGCGUCACCUCCCGCGGGAAGCUGGAGCAGAAGCUGAUGUGGGCCUUCAGCAUGUACGACCUGGAUGGCAACGGCUACAUCAGCCGCGAGGAGAUGCUGGAGAUCGUGCAGGCCAUCUACAAAAUGGUCUCCUCGGUGAUGAACAUGCCCGAAGAUGAAUCGACUCCGGAGAAACGAACGGAAAAAAUCUUCCGACAGAUGGAUACUAAUAACGACGGUAAAUGA